AUGCCACCCAAAAAAGGUGACCCAAAAUCAGCUGCCAAGAAAGGCAAGUCAGAGGAACCAAAGAAGGGAGGGAAGGAUGAUAAGAAAGGAGGAAAAGAUGACAAGAAAGGGGGGAAGAAGGUGGAGGAGCCCCCAGCUAAGGGGAAAGGAAAGGAUGAUGGAAAGAAGGGAAAAGGAAAGAAACCUGUCAGUGAGUCAGAGGAGGGGUCAGAGGAAGAAGAAGAGGAGAUGAAAACUGAGGAAGACGAAAGUGGUGACAGUGAGGAAGAAGUAGUGACCAAGAAACCAGACAAAGGGAAAGGGAAAGCAGCUCUUAAAGGUGCAUCCAAGGCCAUGGCUGUAAAGGGUUUUAAGCCCCCUUCUAAACAGCCUCCUCCAUCAGAUGAUGAGAGUGAUGAUGGAAAGCCACAAAUCAAAAAAGGAAUGGGUGCAGUAAACCUGAAAAAGAUGAGUGAUGUACACAUUAAAGGAGCCUCUAAGGCUAUGAUGGGAUUUGCUGCAGAGGGGCAGAAGAAGACCGUAGGAGCAGCAAAAGUACAGAAGACACCCGAUGUGAAAUCUCAUCUGAAAGGAGCUUCCAAAGCCAUAACAGGCCUUACAGGAAAGGCAUCCCCUUUCAGUUUUCCCUCUAAACAACAGCAGCCAGAGAAGGCAAAACCAAAGAGAAACCUUAAAAGCACGUCCCGUCUCUUCCUACGACUCUCCAAAAAAAAGAAACCAGCUGCUGGUAGUAAACCACUUCUAGGCACAAGCAAGCUUUUUGCUGGUUUUGGGGCAAAGUCUGCUGACAAGAAGCCAGGCUUGUCUGGCUUCAGCUUGCUUAAUAAAAAAGACAACAAUGCAAAAGAAACCACACCACCUAAAAAGACAAUAAAUCUAUCCAGUUUAGGGGGUAAAGGAAACAUGGCAACAGAGGCAAAGGGACUAGGAGGGAAGUUCAAAGGCAUGUUUGGCAAAAAGAAAACCACACCAGGCUUUAAGUCUAAAAGUUGGAUGUUAGGGAGGAUAGCUGCAGCAACAAACUGGUUGACAGGGAGGUUCCUGACUUCAAAGGGCCAUGGUCGAUUUGGUGCGAGGGCUGGCGGACGAGGCCGAAAGCGCUUGUCAUUUGCUAACAGGGACACUAGAGGGAGACAGACACAUUAUUACAAUGGAGAAUAUGAGUACGAUGAUAAUGAGUAUGGAUAUGAGGAUGAUUACCACGACAGGUGGAGGCCUAGAGGCUUUGGAGGACAACCGAUUGCCUAUGACCCAUAUGACCCUUUUGGAGAGGAAAUGGAUUACUAUGAUGAUGAGGAGUGGGAAGAUGAAUAUGGUUACUAUGAUGAGGAAGGCAACUUUUAUUAUGAUGACGAGCUUUACUAUGAUGAUGAAAUGGAUUACUAUGAUUACCCUUAUGGCUACUAUGAAGAUGAGUAUGACGAUUACUAUGAUGAUGAAGGGGUGGAGUACUACUAUGGUGAGGAUGGAAUGCUAUAUGCAAUAGAGUCAGAACCAUAUGGCUAUUAUGGUGAUGCCAUGAAUGGUUUCUCUGACCCAUAUGACCCUUGGCCAUAUGAAGAAUACUUUGACCACAAUGUGGGAUCUGCCUUUGCCUUUGACUCUUAUGGACUGAUGAAUGGUGGAAAUGGUUUUGUUUCCAGUCUAUAUAAUGACCCAACGCUGGGAUAUCCACAGCCUGCUCCUGCUUAUAAUCAUUAUCAGCAACCUUUCCAUAUGGAUUCUGGGCUGAUUCCAGUUGAGAUGGGGCAGCUAUAUGGACAAGAACAGCUGUCUUAUCCUCUACCUGAGCCAGUUCCUACAGAGCAGUUCAGGUUUCCCAGGCCCCAGGUUAGGUUAUUUGGAAAAGACAGACUAGAGGUGGAAACAUUGCCACCACCUCUUCUUCAUUCUCGUCCCGCAUCCCCUAUGGUUCCUCCUCCCUCCCCAGUUCUGGCCCUCAACAAUCAGGAGAUGAUGCCAGAUAUACAAUAUGAGCAACCCAUCCACACAUAUCAUCCUACACAGCCAAAUUACCCUACUGUCAUGAACCAACAACACACUUCCAUUCUUGCUGGACACGGCCCCUUUCUAACAGCCGCAAGCAUUCAACAAGAACACGUUCCUUUCCCUCAGCACACUUACCCUCCUUUCCCUGUUUCUCCUAGUCAUCUGACCCCAUCUCCCCUGCCACCUCAGUUCUCCUCACAAGUCUAUCAAGAUCCCCUUACACAAGACCCACAGACAUUCCAGAUGGUCCAAAUGACACCACUGGGCCCACCAGUGCAGCCAGUGAUGCAUUCACAGCUACAUUCACCUGUUGCCUCACCUAGGCCAGUGCGCCGAAUGAGUCCCCUUCCAUCCCCACAGCUAUCACUGAGGCUGGGAUCAACUAGGGCAAUGGUGCCUCCUUCAUCUCGCCUUUCACCACAUCACAUGGACUUCCAAACAGGCAUCCAGUCUGACCUACACCUCUCUCCUCACUCACAUAGGCGGGUGCUCAGUCAGCGGGUCGCAAUGCCAGGUCAAAGGCCAACAUCCCCAGUUAGCAGGCGCAGACCACACAGCCCACCACCUUCUUCGCCACUACAACAUAGGAGAGGUAUGUCAGUGAGAACUCAGCCUUCAAUGGCAAAAGAGAGGGGAGAUAUUCGGUUGCGUCGAGCUCCUUCGUCUGUCCGACCCCAAUCCCCAAUUUCCAGCCCGCUAGCUUCUCCCCGGGGAUCGCUAAGGAAGAGAGCGAGCCCACCACCUUCCCCAAGACUUUCCUUUAGACAGCAGCCUCCACCAGAUGCAGUCCAUUUGCCUUCUACCAGACCGCAAUUGUUCAGAGGAAGAAAGCAGACAUCUAAGAUGAGGCGUUCCCCAUCUCCACCCCAGCCACAUACACAAAGAAGGAGCCCGACUCAUCCUGAAAGAGCUGAGUCGCCUCCACGAUCCUUCCGCCCCACCUCUCCCCAUCGCCCUCCUUCUCCAUCGCCGUCGCGUGUCACCAGUAGACCCCUCCCCACCCGCUCCUCUACUCGCAGAAUGAGAGGUGGUGCAGGGGUUCGAAGUCAUGUGCCCAUGGGGGCUGUGAAACCGUCUCCAGCCAACCCCUACUUACAGAGACACAGUCGACACGGGCCCCCUGUCACUCAGCAUGUUGCCCCGUUUAGGUCCUCCAUCCAUAGUGGUCCCGCCCCUCUUUCAGGUCAGAUAGAUGAUAUAGCUGGAACACCCAUGUUAGCCAGGGCAGGCUCCCGGCCUACAGGGUUAAGGGAGUCCAAGCGAAUUGGUACCCCCCAACGAGGAUUCCACAGACCUGUAGGUAGAGGGCAGCCAUUAGUCCGAAUGCCCAGAAACCAGCCCUCUCUUCAGUCUAGGCAGUCAUUCAGAGCACCUCCUCCAGGUCCCCCUGCCCCUCCACAGCAAUCAUUGAAACAGAGUGGCCCUCUUUCUUCCCAGCCAUCAGUGCGCCGGCUUCAGAGUAGACCUCCAUCUCCACAGCCCUUGCAGCAACAAUCUCCGAUGCUGUCCCGUUCUGCGACUCCCAUGCACCAUUUGUCUCAUCCACCCUCCCCUUUGCCUCACAGGGCAAUGAGUCCCCAUGGUUUCGGACCAGCAUCUUUUCAGCCUCCUGUUCCUAAUGCUAAUAUUUCUCUUGGUACUCUUCCACCAUCACAGAAUAUCACUCAGUAUGACUAUACAUUGAUGGAGCCAGACCCAUCUCCAAUGCUUACAAAUGCUUUACCACACCGUCAAAUUGUAGGCUCACCCUUUCCUACUUCUCCUCUCCCUUACUCCACUAUAGCUCGCACUUCACCUUUACAAAGGCCCAGCUCCCCACAAACACAGCAUGAGAUUUACCCCCAGAGCCUCCCUCAACUUACACCCUCAUCACCUAAUCUUGGACGCACACUCCAGAACCCUUACCUGCACAAUGUCAGCAACACCACAGCUUUUCAGAGGAGCCCAUCACCUGUCAUGCCUGGUGGACAGGAGGAGAUAUCAGCUAAUGUACAGGAGAGCCAGAUGAUGCCCCAAUAUCCCACUGCUGGUCUAUCCAAUGCUUUAAUGCAGAACUCACGCUUACGGAGUGCCUCCUACUCAUUUCCUCUGCAACGCAAUGCCAACCUCUAUACAACAGUUCUCACGCCACCUGAAGCAGCAGUCCCUCUUGCCCCUUCUCUCCCUUCCUCCCCACAGUUGUCCCCUGCUAUGCUGACCUCUCAGCUACGUAAUGCUUCUUUUGCUUCACCAUUUCAGCGGCAACCCUCCCCCACAUUGUCAGGCUCACCUGCUCCUCCACCUUCCCCACAACAACAAGGAGGUGUCAGAGGUACCUCCCCACUUCUCUCAGGUGGAUUGCGAACUUCACACAUCCAGGGAUCCAUGUUCAAGCUUCCAGGUGGCACUUUGACAAUGUCCCGGGGCCCCGUUGAGACUCCAGUUAACACCGAUAGUGUAGGUGGUGUUAGCAGUGGGAUGCUCUCUAAUGCCUUGCAAAACCAAAGCCUACGUCGGGCGACCUAUAGACUACCUGAUGGCUCUUUUGUCACAAGAAGUGAACCUGCUGAACAUGUCUCAGGUCCAUCUCCACUGUCUUCCCCUAUGCUUUCCUCUGCUUUGCUCAAUCCCAAUUUACGACAAGCCACAUAUCGUUUACCUGAUGGUACGCUUGUUACCAGGACAGAGCCCACAUCUGCACCCUCCCUUUCCUCUUCUACACUCUCCUCUGCUCUUCUCAAUGCUAAUGUUCGUAACGCCUCUUAUCGAUUACCAGACGGUUCAUUUCUCACACGUCCAGGAGAGCAGACGCAGAGUGCCGAGAGCUCAGUAGCCUCCCCUGGGCUAUCUAGCGCCCUGAUGAAUGCUAACUUGCGUAAGGCAAAGUUUCAGCUCCCAGAAGGAUCUUCGUUGUUCUCACGGAACCAAGCUCAACCUUCUUCAUCUGCUUCUUCCAACCCUGUCCUUUCUGGUGCAUUGUUAAAAACCAACAUCCGUGGUGCCUCUUAUAGGCUUCCAAACACAUCAUUAUUUAAGCAGCCUGGAUCUACUGAUGCCUCUCAACCACGCUCACUUGACCUUUCCAACGCUCUUCGCAACCAGAACCUCCGAUCUGCCACUUACCGUUUGCCAGACGGAACUCUUAUGACCCGCCCUCAGCCGGCUUCGGCACCCAAAGCGCUUGACCUGUCUAAUGCUUUAUCAAAAAACCCAAACCUUCGUGGGGCGAAAUACCGUCUCCCUGAUGGCAAUAUCAUGACACGACUCGGUGCCCCCAAAACGCCAGAACCUCGAUCACUCAACCUAUCUGGUGCUUUGCAGAACCCUCACCUUCGGGGGGCCUCCUUUCGCCUACCCUCCUCAUAUGCAGUAGUAUCACCCCAGGUCCAAGGAUCUGGCCCUAGACAGCACUGGGCACAGAACACUGGAGUUGAAGCCCAACAAGAUGAAGAUGUGUGGGGGGCAGAGAGGGUUUUACCUCAUGGGACAGUGCAAAACCUAAAUAAGUGGUCCAUGUAUGGUGAUGGGGAGCUGCUGGACCCCCGCAGCUUGAUGGGACAGGAAGGCUUGGGGAAUGAGCAAGGAGAAUGGAAUCUCAGCAGGGAGGGGGAACCACAUGGGCAGUGGUUUGACAAGAUGUAUGCAAUCAGAAGCCUGCCCACCAUGGUUCAGCGGGAGCAAAGAGAGGAAAAUGGUGUCGAAGAUAUGACACAGCUAGAUGACAUGCAUGAAGGGGCUGUUCUGCUGAACAUAAGGAAAAGGUUUGAGAGAGAGCUUAUUUAUACAUACAUAGGCAGCAUUCUGGUGUCUGUGAACCCCUAUAAGAUGCAAAACAUCUAUGGCACAGACAUGGUGCUCAUGUACAAGGGCUGUGCCUUGGGAGAGAACCCUCCGCAUUUGUUUGCCAUAGCAAACGCUGCUCAUUCCCAAAUGAUGGAUGCCAAAAAAAACCAGGUCAUAAUAAUCAGUGGGGAGAGUGGGUCUGGAAAAACUGAGUCCACCAAACUCAUCCUUCGCUACCUAGCAGCUGUACUUCACAAAACUAAUCUUGCGCAACAGAUUGAGAUACUUGAGGCAGCUCCUCUUCUGGAAUCUUUUGGAAAUGCCAAAACCGUGCGGAACGAUAAUUCCAGUCGCUUUGGGAAAUACAUUGAGGUCUUUAUGGAGAAUGGUAUGAUCAGUGGUGCCAUAACCUCUCAGUAUCUGCUGGAAAAAUCCCGCAUCGUCUUUCAGGCCAAAAAUGAGAGGAACUAUCACAUCUUCUACGAGAUGCUGGCAGGUCUUCCUUCGCAGCAGAAGCAGGCCUUCUAUCUACAAGAAGCUGAAACCUACUAUUACCUCAACCAGGGAGGGGAUUGUGGGAUAAAAGGGAAGAACGAUGCAGAAGACUUCCUACGUCUGCUUUCUGCCAUGGAAAUCCUUCACUUCACUGCGGAUGACCAGUCGUCCAUCUUUAGAGUCCUGUCUUCCAUACUGCACCUGGGCAAUGUUUACUUUCAGAGGCAUGAGGUUGAUGGCCAGGAGGUGGCGUCAGUGGUUAGCACUCAGGAGAUCAGAGUAGUUGCAGAGCUGCUGCAGAUCUCACCAGAAGGACUACAGAAAGCCGUCACCUACAAAGUCACAGAAACGAUGAGGGACAAGAUCUACACCCCUCUGAGUGUAGAAAGUGCUAUUGAUGCCAGAGAUGCUGUUGCCAAGAUCCUGUAUUCGCUGCUCUUCCGCUGGUUAACAGAAAGGAUCAAUGGUCAGGUGUACCCUCGCCAACACACCCUCUCCAUCUCCAUCCUCGACAUUUACGGAUUUGAGGAUCUGGUCCUCAACAGCUUCGAGCAGAUUUGCAUUAAUUAUGCAAACGAGUACCUGCAAUUCUUCUUUAACAGGAUCGUAUUCAGAGAGGAACAGGAGGAGUACAGCAGGGAGCAGAUCCCAUGGCAGGACAUCCCAUUCAACGACAACCAGCCCUGCAUCGACCUCAUUGCCGCUAAGCCUCAUGGGAUACUGAGGAUUCUGGAUGACCAGAGUGGUUUCCCGCAGGCAACAGACAACACUUUUCUUCAAAAGUGUCACUAUCACCAUGGCAGUAAUCCACUGUACAUGAAGCCAAAGAUGCCGGUCCCAGAGUUCACAAUUAAGCAUUUUGCCGGGCGGGUCACUUACCAGGUUUACAAGUUCCUGGAUAAGAACUACGAUCAGGUGCGUCAGGAUGUCCUGGACCUGUUCAUUCAGAGCAAGAACAAGAUGGUAUCGAACCUCUUCCUGGUUCAUGCAGAGGCCACGGGUCAGCAGAGAGGUCACAUAAGGAAGAGCAGCACAGUCACCAGAAAAUACCAAGCUCCCACCGUCAGCAGCAAGUUUCAACAGUCCCUGCUGGAGCUGGUGGAGAAGAUGGAGAGGUGCAAUCCUUAUUUUGUUCGCUGCAUUAAGCCAAAUAACAUGAAGCAACCAGGUGUGUUUGAGGACGAACUGGUAAACAGCCAGCUGCUGCACUCUGGUGUCAUGGAGACCAUUAGGAUCCGCAAAGAGGGAUAUCCAAUCAGAAUGCCAUUCUAUGUCUUCCUGUUCAGGUACAAGUCCCUGGCGGGGAUACAGACACUUCCUGUGGCAAAUGGAGAGAACUGUGUGAUGUUGCUCGGUAAACUGUGUCCUCUCCGACCAGGAGCCUACCAUGUUGGAGUCACAAAGUUGUUCCUAAAGGAGGACAUCUACCAGCUGCUGGAGUGUAAGCGAGAGCGCUCUCGGCAUCUUGCCGCCCUCACCCUGCAGCGUUACACUCGCAUGUUCUUCGUCAGGAAACGCUACGUUGACUUCCGCAACAAAAUCAGCAGGUUUCAGGCACACUGCCUAGGCUUCCUCGUUAGGAAACGCUAUGUGAAAAUGAGGGAAAGUCUGGUCCGUUUCCGCUCUCUGGUCCACAUGUAUGUUAACCGGAAGCAGUACAUUAAGAUAAAUUAAAAGUGGUGUUUCUUUCAGGAGCUGACCAAAAGGGAGGUGGUUAAUGUGACCCACUUGGUGAUCCCUGCAGAGCUGGGCGCUUUGCUGCAGACAGCAGGAGGUGUGGAGUUGCACUCAGACUGCUUGGCUCUGCUUCAGGCUCCUCACAUCCAGGAUGAUGCUGAACUCACGUUGCCUCUGGACAUCAACAACUACCCUUUCUUCCGCUAUGUUCAGAUUUACUUCAGGGAACCGAAGUUUGGGAUGUUGAUGGCUCCUCUGGAGUCACCUCUGACCCGUGUGGAGGACGACCUGAGAGGGGAGGCUCUGGAGCUUUUCAACAUGGUGUUACGGUUUAUGGGGGACCCUCAUCUGAAUGGGGCGCAGGAAAACAUGUUUGGGAAUUACAUCGUCCAGAGAGGCUUGUCGUCUCCAGGGUUACGAGAUGAGAUCCUGGCUCAGGUUGUCAACCAGGUGUGGAGGAACAUAAACUCUGAGAAUGCAGAGAGAGGCUGGCUGCUGUUGCUGGCAUGUGUCUGCUGCUUCGCCCCGUCGGCCAAGAUGGACAAAUAUCUGCUCAAGUUCGUGUCGGACCACGCUCCUGCUGGCUGUCAGGUGCUGCUGCAGCACAGACUCAUCCAAGCGAAUCAGAAGAUGCAGCUGGGAUCGGGCUCCGACCCCGAGACUGCGCGGACGUAUCCGCUGUCACUGCUGGAGUGGACCGCCAAUAGGAAGAAGGCUAACAUGGUGUUGCACGUGCACUGUCUAGAUGGAGGGUCCUUCCUGUGUCCUGUCCAUUCCUGGACCAGCGGAGAGGAUUUAGCGGGAAACAUUCUGCGUCACAGGGGAGUGUCUGACUGGUGGAGGGGGAGUUCAAUUCUGAUGAAGGAGCAGGGCCAGUGGGUGGAGUUAGCUGGUCAUGACUAUGUCAUGGACCUGAUUGCAGAUAUGGAGCUUCCUAUGGAUUUCCCAAAGCAGAAGAGUUACUUCAUCAUCAGCACUGACAACCCAGCUAAAGUCAGAGCUAAUGCCAGCCUUGCUUUGUUUGGCAGUGGCUUUGACUCAGACGAGGAGCUUCCUUCCUCCCUUCCUCUCAGCAGCAGCAGACCAGCCUACAGCCUGCCUGAUUCAGAUGGUUACUACAGCCACGAGUCGGAAACAUUGAGCGAGGGUCAGCCUCAGAGAGGGAUGGACCGCUACCUGGACAGCCUGUUUGACCCUGUGCUGUCAGACAGCAGCACGGACAUGGAGAAGAGUGGAAGUUUGUCAGAAAGGAUGAAGGGAGGAGGAGGUAUAGGCAUCACAGGAGAAGGAAGGGAAGAGGGAGAGAGUCGUCCAGCUUCCAGCCGGCCUUAUCCACCAGGAAUACAUCCUGGAGGAUCGGAGCAAGCGGUACUGACUCAGCAGCAACAAGCCAUCAUCAACCAGCAAGCCAUCAUUCUGGCCCAGCAGAUGACCAUGCAGGCCAUAGCAAUCCAGCAGCAAAUGUUGUCUUCUUUCCCCCCAGCCGCUCCAGCCCCCCAGUCUCCACCCUCAUACUAUCACGCGCACUCACAACAGCGCUCACGCACACCCAGUCCUACCAAAGAGAGUGAGGAGUCUCCGCACAAGCCGAGCGCUGCCGCUGUUCAACGGAAAACGAGUCCAUCACGUGGCCCCCCUCCCGAGGAUGUGGUCCGCUCCACUGUGAGUAACACUGAGCACUUGGACCCUAGCCAUGACAUCAAAGACAUCGUCAAACAGCACCAGCCUGCAGGCACAGCAUCUUCCUCUGGAUCUCCCACGCAAAGGAGAAGUGAUGGAAAGUUGUUUGGAAAGAAGCCAGACCCUCAUGAUGAAGCAAUGGAGAUCCUUAAAGAUCAAAUGGCAAACCCACCACAACCGACUCAUAGAAAGGCUUCGUUCGCCCAAUCUAAAGAAGACAGAGGACACAAGACUAGCCAGAAAGCCAAGCCUCGCCCCCAGGGGCCAUCUAGCUCCAACAUAAACCCCGCCCCUCCUCCAGUCUCCAGAGAGUUGCCAGUUGAGGAGGAGAUCAUUCAGACUCAGCUCCACAGCAGAACCAGUGAUGAAUAUUACACUUACUCCAAUGUCCCGUGGAAACUCUACAUGAGGAAAGAGGUUUUUUAUCCUAAAGAGAACUUGAACAAUCCACUGAUCCUGGAUCUGAUCUUCAGACAGGUUGUACAUGACACCUUUUCUGAGGCUUGCAUACGUAUCACGCAGGAGGAGAGACAGAAGAUGAAAGACCUGUUGGCGGAGAACAAGGUGGAUCAGGUUUCAGGAACAUACAAUGAGAACGUGAAGAAGAAGGUGGCCACCAUGGCUAGAGACGAAUGGGAGAUCUACUUCUCUCGCCUCUUUCCAGCCUCUGGCAGUGUGGGGACAGGAGUGCAGGUGUUGUCCGUGUCUCAUAAAGGCAUCAAGCUGCUGAAGAUGGUGAAGAGCAGCUCUUCUGCUUCAGACUACUUCAGAGUGCUGAGGCCUUACAGCUAUUCAGACAUCCUGUUUGUGUCUAUUCCAUCUAAGAACAUGCUUGAGUUCAACCUGACUAAUGAGAAGCUGAUCUUGUUCUCAGCGAAAGCCCCGCACGUCAAGCAUAUGAUCGACUACUUCCUCACAGAGCUUAAGAAGGACUCAGAGUAUGUGGUGGCAGUGAGGAACUACAUCACUGAGGACAGAACUCAGCUCAACUUCCACAAAGGCGACAUCAUCAGACUCCAGCACAUGGAUGGACUGGAGGCUGGUAAACGUUAUGGCUGCAUUGUGAGGAAGAAGGUCAUGCUCCUGGAGGAGCUAAAGAGAAACACCGCUGAGUUUGGCUGGCGGUUCGGCGCCGUGUAUGGAAAGUCUGGAGUGUUCCCCAGCGAGUACAUCCGUCCUGUGGCUGCUCCGGACUUCUUGGUUCUGCCUCCUGAACGCGUGGAGCCCCGAGACCGGCAGGGACGAGUCGCCGCCUCUGCAGCUGUUGCCGUUGCGAUGGGCUCAGCCGUAGCUGCUCAUGAGCUCGAUCUCUCCACCGAGGUAGUGAAUGAGAUGUAUGGAGACAGCCUGGGUGUCGAAGUGGACGACCUGCCUCUGCACAGCAGCCAGUACCACAUGGUUGAGUUUGCCAAGAAGUACUUCAGAGAAGCACAGAGGAACAGGAGUGAUCAGAAAGCGAAAAAGGGGAAGGAGCCCAGGGACCCUGCUGACAUGGUCAAAUUCUCCAAGUCUCCAAUCCAGGAGUCACUGAUUGACUUCUCAGACAGUGGGAUGAACCGAGUGGCUGCUGACAUCUUCUUAGCUAUAAUGAAGUUUAUGGGAGACUUCCCAAUGAAAGGCCAGACCGAGCAGGACCUGGUCACCACUAUAUUAAAGUUAAGUGGUGACCAUGGCCUGAUGAAGGAUGAAGCCUACUGCCAAGUGAUGAAACAAGUUACUGUCAACACCAGCUCCAAACCGGACAGCUGUCAGAGAGGAUGGCGGCUGAUGUAUAUUCUCACAGCUUUCCAUCGCUGCUCUGAUGUUAUGAAGCCGUUUCUGUUGAUGUUUCUCCAGGAUGCAUGUGCCAGCCCUGGUUUGCAAUACCAAGGUAUUGCCAAGGCAUGCGAGCAGAAUCUGAGGAGGACUUUUCAGUAUGGUGGGCGUGUGCAGUAUCCCAACAGCAUGGAACUCAAAGCAAUGAUGGCCGGGCGUAGCUCCAAGAGACAGCUGUUCCUGCUCCCAGGUGGCAUCGAAAGGCACUUAAAAAUCAAGACAUGCUCUGUUGCUUUGGAUGUGAUCGAGGAGCUUUGCUUUGAGAUGGGACUCCAAAGAAUGGAGGCACUGGAUGAAUAUGCCGUCUUUCUGGUCACACACAAGGGUCAGAAUGUACGUCCCCUGAACAAGCGAGAGUACAUCCUGGACAUCGCUACAGAGGCAGAGCCUGUGGAUGCCAACUACAGUCUUUGGUUCAGAAGGGUUAUAUGGAGUCUAGCUCUCAAACUUGACAAUGAACUCUAUGUCACCAUGCACUAUAACCAGGUGUUGCCAGACUACGUGAAGGCCCUGCUGAGUGUGGUUCCUCAGGGUAAGCCCAGUGAACAGCAUCUGCAGCAGAUUACCAGGCUGGCUGCCCUACAGCAUCGUGCCAAAGACACCAUCUACCUCCCCACGCUCCGUGAGGUGCAGGAGUGUAUCCCUCCGCAGUUCUACAGCAAACAGGGUUCACAGCAGUGGCUGAACAUGACAACACAACACAUGCAGCAGGUCCAGCCCUUAAACCCACACCAGGCCCGUGCGCAGUUCCUUGGUCUGGUCAGUGCCUUCCCCAUGUUUGGCUCCUCCUUCUUCUACAUCCAGAGUUCUGGCUCUUCCUCCGUCUACGCCCCAUGCAUCCUGGCUGUUAAUCUGAACGGGCUUCAUUUUCUUAACAAGGAUACACAUGAGACUAUGGUGCGUUUCCCUCUGAAGGAGAUCCAAUCAACUCGCACUCAGAGGCCAACAUCUGGCUCCAGUUACCCAUAUGUGGAGAUCAUGAUAGGAGACCUGCUUAACCAGCGUGUCACACAGCUGCAGCUGGAGCAGGGACUGGAGCUGUGCCGAGUCAUCGCCAUGCACGUGGAGAACAUGCUGUCAGUCAGAGAGAAGAGACUCACAUUGCCACCAAGUGAAAUCACCCUGCUAUAACACAAAGAUGAAGAUGACAUAUACAUAGAAAUCACAGUUUAUGCCUUAAAAUGUACUCUACCUCUAUUCGUAAGACAGGCUAUUUUUGUAUGUAAAGGCACUGUUAUGUAAGUUGAUAACUUGUUUAUUGUGAUGAUUUUGAAAAAGUGCUUUUCCAUUAUGGCCAUGACAAUUUUAUUUUUUCUUAAUUGAUCGGCUGUUUUCUUAAUGAAUGAUUUGGCACAUAAAAUGUCAUUCAUGUCAGUCACAUUCCGGUUUUAGGAGAAACUUGAAUGAAUGCCUCAAUCUUUAAUGUUUAUAGUUUUACAUAAUCAUCCAGAAAUGUUUAAGAUCUUGUCCAAUAUAACUGUAAGGGUUAAGGUCUCCUUGUUUCCAUGCCCCCUCUUUAGAAAAAUAGCAUGAUUUGCUUUGUUCUUGGGACAACAUUAAUUUAGUGUAGCUGUGGUCUUCCACAUGAACAAAAUCAGGAUGCCAGUUUAUUGCUGUAUAACAAACAAACCCGUAUAACCUCAUCUUGAUUUUGACAUUAAUGGAAACUUUUGGUUUGAUAGGAUAAAUAACUUUUUCUGACACAUUUCUUAUUCUCUGCUUUGCCAAGGGGCAAAGUCUUUUUGGCACAUAAGCUUUGAGGCCACAUUGCUAACAGUUUGCACUAACUUAAAUAUUUUAUUUUUACAAUUAAUUUUUUUGCAAAUAGCAGUUUUACAUAACUAUUGCAUGUGAAUAAUAAAUUAAA
Oreochromis aureus is the source of this 13285-nucleotide messenger RNA. It is a transcript of the gene myo15aa, whose product is annotated as myosin XVAa. Gene Ontology annotation, molecular function: cytoskeletal motor activity; ATP binding; protein binding. Gene Ontology annotation, cellular component: myosin complex; cytoskeleton. Lineage: Eukaryota; Metazoa; Chordata; Actinopteri; Cichliformes; Cichlidae. The record is from RefSeq and is a predicted model, not a curated record. The transcript has 64 exons.